AUGAUCAAACUCUGCAGGACCAUCAAGAGUGAGCUCAACAAACGUCAUCACAUAUAUCGAGCCAACCGUUCAUUGAACUCCGCCAGAACGCGAGAGAGUGAGCCGCUUAAAGCGAGCACACAGCUCCGCCUCGUCGGCCAAGUAGAAGGACCGCUAUCCGUGGCUUUCGUUCCACUGAUCAUUGCCGCACCUGUUACGGGGAUUGCUGACUUUGGGGAGAUUUCGCCUUCCAGCUCGUUGACCGACCCGACCGCCUACGUCGAAAAACACGUCCUGACUCUUUUGCUUGAAGACCCGCGUUUGAACACAGCGUAG
Molecule: messenger RNA, 315 nt
Organism: Penicillium taxi
Lineage: Eukaryota; Fungi; Ascomycota; Eurotiomycetes; Eurotiales; Aspergillaceae
Exons: 1
Coding region: 1-315 (104 amino acids)
Source: RefSeq, a predicted model, not a curated record